AUGCGGAAGAAAGAGCUCUGCACGGCGGCGAUUCGGUCGUUCCCGGAAUCGACAGAGCAGGAAGACUCGUCCGACGAUGAUCUCAGGCCGGACUUCACACUGGUAUCGCGGACGGGGGACAUGAUACUGGAGGUCAGCGACGAGAGCGGGAAAGAGACAUUCUACUAUCGGGUCAAGUCAAGCUGUCUCCGCGAUGCGUCGGCGUACUUUGCGAACCUGCUGGGCCACAAGUUCAGCGAAGGCGCUAAGCUUGCCGCAGCGCACACCAAUCUGAGUCGAUUGUAUCCCAGCAUCGGAGUGGCACCACUGGACGAACUACCGCGUGUCGCUGUGUCGGACAUGGGAAGAAUCUCGAAAGUUAGCACCAUCAAGAACAUCAUGGCCGACUUCCUCAGAGUACUACAUGGCCUGGACCUCCACGCGCCGAGCCACUCGCUCAGUCCUCCUGUGCAGAACCUCGCCAACCUCGCGAUAGUCGCGGACCGCUUCGAUGCGUUGCCGUUCUUCUCACGAUACAUUCAUCGGCGGGGGUUUCUUCAGACAAUGGAUGGCAGGGCGAGGGUCAAGGCGGCUGUAAACCUAUCCGAGGAGAAGGUGCGGCAGAAGCUGAUGCUUGGUCUGCUCCUGGACUACGGACCUUGGGUGACUACAUACAGCAAGAGGCUUCUUAUAAGUGGAUCUGUGCGGUGGAGGGAUCAAUGGGUGGAUGACCCCAACGGUGCGCUGUGGUGGGACCUUCCCUACGGAGUGGAAGACGAGCUCAUCUACCGCCGCGAGUGUGUCCUGGAGACUAUCGACUCGCUGCAGUCGCACUUUACAAAGCUCUACACGUCCGGCGAGCGACAAUGCAAGCUCGGCUACGACUCCUCCAGCCAGUGCGACUCCUUCCAACUGGGCGAGAUGAUUCGCUUCUUCACCCGCCUGGGCACAAUCCGCUUGCGGAGCACAAUCUACGACGUGGAGAGCCCGGAGCACUACAACGGCGACAUUGACCGCCUGAUCGACACCUUCCGCCAGUGUCCUUCUUACCAGGUCAAUGGGCAUCACGCGCAUUGUGGGCUUCGCUCACGGAUCCUCCCCUUGCUGGAUCUCAUACAGAACCAGCUUAGCCUGGACACCGGAAGUCUGGACAUCGGCAUCUGCGCCGACUGCUGGCAGCACCACAGAGCGGAGUAUGCCUGGAGCGAAGCCAAGCGUCCCCUGAUGUGGAACCGGUCAAGACUGACCGCUGUAAGGAAGGGAUUGCAGCAAGGGCAGCAGGGUAAUUGCUGCCUCGCGAGGCAUAUCAAUAUGAGGGAAAUGUUCACGGCUGUGGAGAGGGACUGGACGGCUAAAGAAGCUUACUGA
This is a messenger RNA of Coniosporium apollinis CBS 100218, 1347 nucleotides long. RefSeq lists its product as uncharacterized. The coding region runs from base 1 to 1347 and encodes 448 amino acids. The record is from RefSeq and is a predicted model, not a curated record. NCBI's taxonomy places the organism in Eukaryota, Fungi, Ascomycota, Dothideomycetes. The transcript has a single exon.